Molecule: messenger RNA, 939 nt
Organism: Medioppia subpectinata
Lineage: Eukaryota; Metazoa; Arthropoda; Arachnida; Sarcoptiformes; Oppiidae
Source: the annotation of a GenBank genome assembly
AUGGUUGGCGCUGAAACCGAAGAGGAAUGGGUUGUUGUACUUCGAGUGCCAAAACCUUUACGGAUGGGAUGUGCUCUACAGGUGGCGCAGACCAUGAAGAUGACCAGAAGUGGUCACGGAAUCAAUGCAAAAGUGGUCAGAAGACCAAUGAGUCAGAAAGAGGCCGAGAAGAUAGCCCGCGACCCCAACAGCGGCCCAGACUUUCAGGUGGUUUUCAAUCCUCCGCUCAGUAUUUGCAAUAAAUUGACAAAAUAUGUGUAUUUGUCGGGAAUCGCGGCUCUGACCAAAGAAAACCUCGAGCUUCUGGGCAUCACUUUAAUCAUAAACGCCACUUACGAGUGGCCUAAUGUCGAGCCCGAAGGCGUCACCUGUUAUAGAGUUCCGGUGGACGACUCGGAAGGAGACGACAUCGGGAUCUACUUUGACGACGUGUCCGAUAAGAUUGAGGAAAACGCUCAAAACGGAGGCAAGACUUUAGUGCACUGUAUGGCCGGCGCGAGUCGAUCGACAACUCUUGUAUUGGCAUAUCUGGAAAACGCUCAAAACGGAGGCAAGACUUUAGUGCACUGUAUGGCCGGCGCGAGUCGAUCGACAACUCUUGUAUUGGCAUAUCUGGUAAAAUACGAGAGAAUUGCGCUCAAGAAUGCCUUCAGUUCAGUGAAGAAGCGAAGAGAGACCGCCAGACCUAACGUCGGCUUUUGGGACCAACUCAUCAAAUAUGAGAUUAAGAUCAGAGGCGUUGCGUCCGUCAAAAUGCUAACCAAGAAAGUGGACGGCUUUGACAUUAUUUAUCCCGAUUUCUAUGAGAAGGAGUUCCAGGCGUUGAAAGACAGAGAAAUUAAUAAACAACUCAAUGAACUGAAAGAAAAGGCCAAUAAUCCCGACAAAAAGUCUAAAUCGCAAAAACAAUACAACUCUCAGACAAACUCUUAUGAAUAG